Molecule: messenger RNA, 1357 nt
Organism: Trametes versicolor FP-101664 SS1
Lineage: Eukaryota; Fungi; Basidiomycota; Agaricomycetes; Polyporales; Polyporaceae
Product: Diphosphomevalonate decarboxylase
Exons: 4
Coding region: 35-1243 (402 amino acids)
Biological process (GO): isoprenoid biosynthetic process; isopentenyl diphosphate biosynthetic process, mevalonate pathway
Cellular component (GO): cytosol
Molecular function (GO): diphosphomevalonate decarboxylase activity; ATP binding
Source: RefSeq, a predicted model, not a curated record
CCCUCUCCGACAUCGUCCUCCUUAACUCACCGCCAUGACCGUAUACCAAGCGACUGCAUCGGCUCCUGUCAACAUUGCUUGCAUCAAAUACUGGGGCAAGCGCGACACCAAGCUCAUCCUCCCUACCAACUCCUCUCUAUCUGUUACACUCGACCAGGAUCACCUGCGCUCGACUACGACCUCACGCGCAGACCCGUCCUUUGAGAAAGACAGGCUCUGGCUGAAUGGCGAGGAAGAUGAGAUCAAGGAGGGCGGCCGUCUGGCUACGUGCAUCAAGGAGGUGAAGAGUCUGCGAAGGCAGCUGGAGGAGAAGGACGCGAGUCUACCAAAGAUUUCUGGAUACCCUGUGCACAUCAGCUCGCACAAUAACUUCCCCACUGCCGCUGGUCUGGCGUCUUCUGCGUCCGGUUUCGCCGCACUUGUCGCAUCGCUGGCCGCCCUAUACCAACUGCCCACGGAUGCGUCCCGCCUCUCGCUCAUCGCGCGCCAGGGCUCCGGCUCCGCCUGCCGCUCGCUCUUUGGCGGAUUUGUCGCGUGGCAAAUGGGCGAAAAAGCUGAUGGGUCCGACUCGUACGCGGUACAGGUCGCGCCGCGCGAACACUGGCCGGACGUGCACGCGCUCAUCUGCGUCGUGAACGACGAGAAGAAGGGCACGUCCUCUACAUCCGGUAUGCAGCGCACCGUCGAGACCUCCGCGCUCCUCCAGCACCGCAUCGCGCACGUCGUGCCGGAGCGCAUACGUGCGAUAUCCGACGCGAUCAAGGCGCGCGACUUCGACGCGUUCGCGCGCAUCACGAUGCAGGACUCGAACCAGUUUCACGCUGUUUGCCUCGACACCGACCCGCCGAUCUUCUACAUGAACGACGUCUCGCGCGCCCUCAUUGCGCUCAUCGUCGAGUACAACCGCGUCGCGCUCGCGAACGGCGGGAAGCUCAAGGCGGCGUACACGUACGACGCGGGCCCCAACGCAGUCAUUUACGCGCCGAAGGAGAACAUCAAGGAGAUCGUGGAGCUCGUCGUGAAGUACUUCCCCCAGGCACAGGCGUUCAAGGACCCCUUCGCCCUGUUUACUGGGAAGGACGUGCAGGGCAAGGUCGUGGAGGGUUUCAACGAGGCGGUGGCGAAACCGUUCGCUGUCGGUGCGGUCAAGGGUCUCAUCCACACUCGUGUUGGGGAUGGUCCUAGGACGCUGGGUGCUGAGGAAGCUCUCCUGGGCCAGGACGGUUUCCCUCUCAAGCGCUGAACUUACACAGUCGUGCGACAGAUUGCACUGGGAUAUAGAGGAAUACGAGCAUCUUCUUGGCACCUUGUAUUGAUAUCACUGCAACGAGGAACAUCAGACUCACGUCCUAACCUG